Messenger RNA from Penicillium olsonii, 1104 nucleotides. Lineage: Eukaryota; Fungi; Ascomycota; Eurotiomycetes; Eurotiales; Aspergillaceae. The record is from the annotation of a GenBank genome assembly.
AUGGCCGCAAAUGCGAUGUCCCGUCGGGAUGAAGACGAGGUCUGCCCCGUCUGCAAGUCCUCGCGAUACCUCAACCCGGACAUGCGGUUCUUGAUCAACCCGGAAUGCUACCACAAGAUGUGCGAAUCCUGCGUGGACCGAAUCUUCUCAUCUGGCCCAGCCAACUGCCCAGUAGCUGGAUGUCGAAAGACGCUACGCAAGAACCGUUUCCGCACUCAAACCUUCGAAGACAUCAAUGUGGAACGCGAAGUAGAUAUCCGUCGGCGCGUAAUGCAGAUCCUAAACCGCCGCGAAGAAGAAUUCGACACAAAACGAAACUACGACGACUUCCUCGAACAAAGAGAAGAGAUAAUCGCAAACCUAGUAGGCCGAAUCGACGUCUCCAAGACCGAAGCACAGCUCCAGAAAUACGCAUCAGAGAACAUGGCAUCUAUCCGCGCAAACCAAACCCUGGAACAAGAAGAGGCCACAUCCUUCCAAGCCCGCAUAUCUCUCGAACAAGAACAAGCCCGAAUUCGCAGACAGGCCGCACGCCAAGAAUACGAGAUCGAGCGCCGCGAAGUCCAAGCCGGCCGCGAAGACUUCCUCACUCGACUGGCCUCCGGCACAUCUGGAGACGCAGCAGCUAUCGCGCGCGAAGGCCACAAGGUCUUGUUGAAAAAGUCCUCUGCACGCCGCAGUGAGGAAGACCGAAUCCGGCAGAAACAGGCUGCUUUGCGCUCCGAACCUGCGCGUGGAGCGGGAGUGUCUUCUGCUGCGGAUACGGGACUUGUUAAGGGUUUGCGGAAGAUCAAGACUCCCGAGCCGGAGAAGCCCUACGAUCCGUUUAUGGGGUAUGUGCCCGAGAAGAGGGAUUACUACUCUCUUCAAGAGUCAUAUCCUUCGCAGUUCCUUGAUAAUUACCGCAAUAACAUCAGUGUGCUGGCUGGUGGGUAUGAUCUGCGGGAAUACUACUCGCGGACGUUGCUGGAGGCCUUCGCGGGCUUGAGCUGCUUUGUUGAUGAGGAGAUCACGCAGCGUGAUGCUGCUCGAGCGUCGAAGCCGGUGGCUACCGAAGGUGCUGCUAUUGCUGCGUGUCAAAGUGGUACUGAGGGUUCCACUUGA